This is a messenger RNA of Populus euphratica (Euphrates poplar), 2196 nucleotides long. RefSeq lists its product as uncharacterized. Bases 132 to 1859 code for a protein of 575 amino acids. Lineage: Eukaryota; Viridiplantae; Streptophyta; Magnoliopsida; Malpighiales; Salicaceae. The record is from RefSeq and is a predicted model, not a curated record. The transcript has 9 exons.
UUGAAAAUUGAAACCCAUAAAAACACGGCAUUAGCCGACUCUCAUCAGUCUUCUCUGCUAAGUAAACGCGAAGAAUUUUCUCGCAUUUUCCUGCACUUUCUCGCCAUCCUUCCCGGAAAAUAUCCGAUCAGAUGAUAAAUAAAGAGAGCGAGGAUGGAAAGGAGUAUUUUCGCAAACUUUCGAGAAAAGAACUUCAAAGUUUGUGUAAGCAAUGUAGUUUGCCUGCUAGAAAAUCAACUUCCGAAAUGGUCGAAUCGCUUGCGUUUUACUUUAUGAGGAAGGGUUUGAGUUUGGUAUCAUCUAGCACAACCAUAGGUGGGGUUCAAAAUGCUUUACUUUGUACGUCUUUGAUGCCACCAUUGCAGCCUAAGCCUGCAUUAAAUUCUAUACAAGAUGGUUUUGAACUCAGAUCUUGUCCCAGAGAGGAGAUUAACAAAGGGAAUAGAAAUUUCAAAUACAAUAAAUUGGAAAGUUUUAUUGGGCCUGGAGCUCAUAAUAAGGAAAUCUUUGGUGGCUUAAUUAAUGAUUUUCGAGAUGUAUCUCCGUCUCAGUUUUUUUCUCAAUAUGCUGGGAGUCAUGUCAACCAUAAUAAGCCCCAAUUAAGCCUUGGAGGCAGGGUAGAAGAUUCGCCCCCAUUUCAUGGUACAGAUGCAAAUACUAUAGUCAGUUCUGAAGAGAAUGCCCAGCCUUCUAUGAUAACUACUGCAAAUGUCCCAGCAUCUUUUGAAUUUCAUGUCAGUUCGGAAGAGGGAAUUAAACUUUGUGUUGAUCUGAAUUCAAGCCCAUCAGAGUGGAUUAAGAAAUAUAAAAAUCAAGUUUCUUUGUGCGACAAUGUGGUUAAUACCAAGUCUCGGAGACUUUAUCGAGAGCUUGGGUGUAUUGGAGAGAGUAAUAAGAAAAUGAAAAGUUCUGUUCUUGAGAAUACGGAUUCUGACCAAAUCAGAGAUGACUUUGUGCAAACUGAUCCUUCUCCAAGUUCAGUUGCAGGACAAAAUAUUAAUGUGAGUAAUGGUUAUCCAGUUGGAGGUAAUAAUUCCCUAAUCUCAUCACCCAUAAUACCAUGUGGUGUAGUUGUAGAUGUUAUGCAAUCCUUGGAGGUGGAUCCAGGACUUGCCUCAGCCGCACCCAGUUCCGAUGGGCUGAACCAGAAAACUUUGAACACUGAAUCCUGUAGUAAAAGGGAGAGCAUCGCUGCCCCUGAUUCAGAUAUCACUGACACUAUAUUAGAAAAGACAGCCUGCAAUUUUGCUGUAAACUCCAUCUCCAACGGUUCUGUAGAUUGUAUUGCAUUGAUGCAUCAGAGUUCAAAGCGUGAUGAUGAAGUUUGUGAGAAUUCAACCCAGCAGAACAGUUGUAAUCUUGAGAAUGCUAGUGUUGUAUUCCCUGGAUGCUUUAUGGAGAUGCAGCAGUUAUCAGAAACUGGAAAUUAUCCCAAAGAUGCAUCAUGUUUACCUCAUAAAAAUGGCAAAUUCUUGGAUCCAUGUAAUUCAAAGCACAAUGGAGGAUCUGGGCAGGAUGGAUUAGCCAACUCAAGUGAGAACAAUCAUUGCAAUAACCAGGUGCCUGCAUGCUCCGAAGAGCAGGAAUGGAGCAAUGCUAUCAGUGGCAGGGAGAGUUCAGUAUGCUCGCAGGUUGAUGACUCAUUUGGUAAGACUUCUUUGAAGUCUGAAAUUCUCAGAUCAAGUGAAGAACUCCUUAGAAAGAGGUCACAUGUAGACAGGGCGAGCCAAAAUGGCUGUGGCAAGCAUGACACAAUAAUUUUAAGAAGCACAAGGCGCUCCGCUGGAAAGGUCCUUCCUAGAAGAUCCAUGAGUGAGUUCGCAUUCUACAUGCUGCCUGCAUCGCAACAAUUGGAUUGAUAUUAUUAUUUGGCUGUUUCCAAAUUUAGGGUACAGUUUAUGUUGCAGAUUCAACAUUUUUUUGGAGAUCAGUUCGCACAGGAAAGAAAACUACAGUCUUCAAGGUGGUUAAAGCCUUGUAAUUUUUCUGCUGCCUCAAGAGCAGUCACAAAAGCAAUCUGAAUACUGAAGUACAAGGUAAAUAUCAAAUUGUUGUUUUUUUUUUUUUUUGUAAUAAUUAUCUGUACUGUAUUUUCUUUUUCCUUGUACGGAAUGCCAGAUUUGUAUAUCAUUCGGAUUUUGUAACCUCCGAUUCUUUUAUGAAUUCGUAAAACAAAAUUCCCUGGAGUUUUAUUGA